Periophthalmus magnuspinnatus is the source of this 2657-nucleotide messenger RNA. RefSeq names its product solute carrier family 38 member 9 (gene slc38a9). The record is from RefSeq and is a predicted model, not a curated record. NCBI's taxonomy places the organism in Eukaryota, Metazoa, Chordata, Actinopteri, Gobiiformes, Gobiidae. Gene Ontology annotation, biological process: amino acid transmembrane transport. The coding region runs from base 387 to 2054 and encodes 555 amino acids. Gene Ontology annotation, molecular function: amino acid transmembrane transporter activity. The transcript has 15 exons.
GAAAAGCGCAGAAGAAGAAGAAGGACAGGAGGAAAUAAAAACAAAAGGCUCCAUUAAAACUACACUUUUGUUAUGAAAGGGAAAUAGCGUCCGGCACUUCCACAAUUUUAUUUAUCACAGAACUUCCUCAAGUAUCCGGCCAGUGUCUACUCAAACCUGAAAGUGCGGUUUGUGCUUUGGACAGUCAAAGGCAUUUCCUGACUACUUCUGCUGCGUGGACUUCUUUUUAUUUUUGCUAAACAACAGGUUUUUUUUUUUUUUUUUUUUUUUACCAUUUGCUGACAAAGCAAAUGUGAAAUGAGUUGUGAAAUUAGUUAACGCAUACAAAAGAGAAGCUUCUUUUUUACAAGGUGAUGCGACCUGUGACAGUCGAAGUCUGAUCCAUCAUGGAGGAUGACAGCCGACCACUGCUGGCUUCAGAGCAGACGGGAGAGUGCUCUCUUCGGGGCUCCACUGACUCUCUGGACAUAAAAGUCAAGAGACCGUUCCACGUGGAGCCCAGGAACAUUGUAGCUGAUGACCCGCAGGAGAGGGUGUCUGCUGAAGCCGCCAUUCUCAAUAGUCGAGUGCAUUACUACAGCAAACUGACCGGCUCCUCUGAUAGACUUCUGAGUCCUCCAAAUCAUGUGAUCCCACGACCAGAAGAAAUUUACAUCUACAGCCCUCUGGGGACGGCUUUUAAGGUUACCAGCAGUGACCAAUCAUCUAAAAACCCCAGUAUAAUUACUAUAUUUGCUAUAUGGAACACAAUGAUGGGUACUUCUAUACUUAGUAUACCAUGGGGCAUAAAACAGGCUGGUUUCACUAUGGGGAUCCUUAUUCUCAUCUUCACUGGUCUGCUCUUGCUGUACUGUUGUUACAUUGUGCUCAAAUCACCAAAAUCUAUCCCUUAUAUAGAUACAUCGGAUUGGGAAUUCCCUGAUGUCUGUCGGUACUACUUUGGCAAGUUUGGCCAAUGGUCCAGUCUUUUCUUUUCAAUGGUUUCUUUAAUAGGAGCCAUGGUGGUCUACUGGGUUCUUAUGUCCAACUUUCUCUUUAACAGUGGACAGUUUAUCUACAACUAUGUUCACCAUGUCAAUGUGUCAGACCAUGAAUUUGGAACAAAUGGUUCCGACAAAGUGAUCUGCCCGUUCCCAAAUUAUCCGGACUCAAAUUCUAGCUCAUUGUUUGUGGACCAAAAUGCAAACAACAGUUCUGAUGACACCUCUUUUGCACAUUGGUGGAGCAAGACCCAUACCAUCCCUCUGUAUCUAAUUGUGCUCCUCCUGCCACUACUCUGCUUUCGUUCUGCUUCAUUUUUUGCAAGAUUUACUUUUUUGGGCACAAUCUCUGUUCUCUACCUCAUUACACUGGUCACUUACAAAGCUUUCCGCCUUGGCUUUCACUUGGAGUUCCACUGGUUUGAUCACACACAGUUUUUUGUUCCAGAGUUUAGACUUCAAUUUCCUCAACUGACUGGUGUUCUCACACUGGCUUUUUUUAUUCACAACUGUAUCAUCACUUUAAUGAAAAGCAACAAAAACCAAGAAAACAACGUGCGAGACCUUUCUGUGGCCUACCUCCUGGUUGGCCUGACCUAUCUUUACGUGGGGGUUUUGAUCUUUUCUGCUUUUCCCUCUCCUCCUUUAACCAAAGAAUGCAUUGAACCGAACUUUCUAGAUAAUUUCCCCAGCAGUGAUGUGAUGGUGUUUGUAGCACGGGCAUUUCUGUUAUUUCAAAUGAUAACAGUAUACCCCCUUCUGGGAUAUCUAGUGCGUGUUCAAGUGAUGAGCCAGUUCUUUGGGAACAACUAUCCCAGUUUCUUUCAUGUUCUGCUGCUAAAUGUCUUCAUUGUUGGAGCAGGGGUCCUUACUGCGAUGUUUUAUCCCAAUAUUGGCUCUAUCAUCAGAUUUUCCGGUGCCACGUGUGGUCUGGCUUUGGUGUUCAUCUUCCCUGCCUUGGUCCACAUGAUCUCACUUCAUCGACAAGGAACACUCACCUGGCCAUCUGCCGUCUUCCACAGUUUUCUGAUUCUGCUGGGAAUGGCUAACCUUCUGGCUCAGUUCUUCAUGUAGACCCUCAGGCUCUUAGAGGCUGAUUAAAGGAUUAGACUUACCAGACACACUCUGUGGUUGGGUGACAUGUUAAAGGUCAUGUUUGGGGGUGAAAAAAUGCUUCGAAAUCUAUAAUCUUGUUGUUUGAACAUCCUCUUUUCUCCUCAAUGCCAACUUGUGCCUAUAAUAAUUAACACACAUUCAUGAAUAUUAGUGCAGUGCAAGAUAUUUGGAAUCACACACUUUGCAUUUUACAGACUAGCUAGCGAUAUUAAAGUUGUCUUUUUAGUAAUGUCACGUAAGCAUUGACGAGAACCAGGAUAGUGUGUAUGCUUUUUUAUUUACAAUUCUAACUUAUCCUUCCGAACAAAUGUUUUGUAUAUUCAUGUUGUAAUGCACAAAGCCAUCUUGUAUGCUUGUGGUAUACAGUUCUCUCUCUUCUGUCUUUCUAAUUAUGUUUUAUGCUGUCUGGCUGUUAUGUUUACACUCACACUGUUUGUAUUUAAUGUGUUUAUAUUUAGUAUUUUAUCAAAGCAUUUUACUAAUGUUAGGAUAGACAAAGGGACUGUGGAUGUCGAAAGGUACUCUAAUUAAUUUAUAAAUUAAAUAUACCAAUUUCUUUGU